GUGGGGCUGGACAACUGGACAGACAACAACUCGUCUUCGCUUCGCUUCAUCGCACCCCUGCACUCACUCCAUACCGUCUAGCAAAGCAAGCACAAUGGCCCACAUCCUCGGCCUCAGCUCGUCGACCAACUACUCGCUCUUCGCCGUCCCCGCGGCGUUCGGCCUGGCCUUCGCGCCCCACCUCUACGCGGUCUGCCUGCUCAACUUCAAGCACGCGCCCAGCGCCGAGGGCUUCGACUUCUCCAACCCCAAGAACUCGCGCGCCAACAUCCACCAGUCGGGCCUGUCGCCUGCCGACCAGGACCGGUACCUCCGCGCUGAGGCCGCGAACGACAACGGCUUCCUUGGCCUUCCGUUCUUCGCUGCCGCCGUCGUCGCUGGCAAUGCGGCCCGCCUCGACAUCGACACGCUCAACACCGCCGCGGCCGUGUACAUCGGCUCGCGCGUCGUCUUCAACUACCUGUACAUCUUCGGCACGAACAACGCCCUUGGCCUUGCUCGCACCGUGUCGUGGUUGACCGGCAUUGGCGCCUGCCUCAACCUGUUCUGGAAGUCGGCUUACUACUUCCAGCCGCUGGCCGCUGCGGCGCCUUAGCCUGUGAUGUGGACUUGUAUCUGAAGAAGAAGAAGAAGAAGAAAAGAAUGAAUGUUACAGUUGUGAGCC
Vanrija pseudolonga is the source of this 664-nucleotide messenger RNA. RefSeq lists its product as uncharacterized. Bases 95 to 595 code for a protein of 166 amino acids. The transcript is spliced from 6 exons. The record is from RefSeq and is a predicted model, not a curated record. Lineage: Eukaryota; Fungi; Basidiomycota; Tremellomycetes; Trichosporonales; Trichosporonaceae. Gene Ontology annotation, cellular component: membrane.